Molecule: messenger RNA, 1185 nt
Organism: Daucus carota subsp. sativus
Lineage: Eukaryota; Viridiplantae; Streptophyta; Magnoliopsida; Apiales; Apiaceae
Product: delta(12)-fatty-acid desaturase FAD2
Exons: 1
Coding region: 1-1185 (394 amino acids)
Biological process (GO): lipid metabolic process
Molecular function (GO): oxidoreductase activity, acting on paired donors, with oxidation of a pair of donors resulting in the reduction of molecular oxygen to two molecules of water
Source: RefSeq, a predicted model, not a curated record
AUGGAUCAAACCAGGCACAUUGCAGGUACUGAAAAAAAUUCGGUUUUAAAACCGGAGAAAGGAAGGGAAAGAGCUCCGCAUACAAAACCUCCCUUCACUUAUGCAGAUAUCAAGAAAGCGGUACCACCCCAUUGCUUUGAGCGUUCCAUCGUUCGCUCAUUCUCCUACCUUGCCUUCGACCUCAUUUUCGGAUACUUUUUUUAUGUCACGGCCACAACUUACAUGAUCACUAAACCUGAAUCAUUUUCAUCCGGACUCGUGUACCUUUUCAAUUGGAGUGUCUAUUCACUCCUUCAAGGUUCUGCUUUCGCGGGACUCUUUUUCUUAGGCCACGAAUGUGGUCACCACGCCUUCACUGAUUACGAGUGGCUCGACGAUACUGUAGGCUACAUCAUCCACACGGUGAUUCUAUGGCCUUACUUUUCGUUUAAAUACAGUCAUCGACGCCACCAUGCCAAAACCGGACACGUCACUCAAGAAGAAGUCGAGACCCCAAUGGUCAAGUCCCAAGUACCAUACGCAUUCAGAAUCGUUAAGCACACAGCAGGCAGAUUACUGGCUGUGAUCUUCCUCCUAUUCUCCGGCGUGCCCUUGUACUUGUUUUUCAAUUUUCGCGGUCGAACUUACGAAAGAUUCGCCUCACAUUUGGAUCCCACUAGUCCCAUGUUCUCAAGCCGCCAACGCAAUUACAUUUUACUCUCAAAUCUUGGCAUUUUUGCGGUCAUAUUCGGGCUAUACAAACUAGCCAUGAUCAAAGGAUUCGCUUGGGUCGCUUUCGUUUACGUAGGACCAUAUUUAGUACAAGGUGCUAUCGUGACCAUGAUCACUACACUUCAACACAUCGACCGCACAGUGCCUUACUAUGAUUCCACCGAGUGGGAUUGGCUAAGGGGAUCAUUGGCCUCUAUUGAUAGAGAUUAUGGUACGAUCCUUAACGUCGUGUUUCAUCACGGACCUACUUCUCACGUGGCUCACCAUUUGUUCCCUUCGAUGCCUCAUUAUCACGGCGACGAGGCCACAAGAGCGUUCAAGCAGGUUUUGGGGGAAUAUUAUCAGUAUGACGAUACUCCCUUUUACAAAGCGCUGUGGAACAUACUGAAUGAGUGUAUUUAUGUUGAGGAGGAUGCAGGUGACAAAAGCAAAGGGGUGUUUUGGUAUAGAAGUAUAUCAGAUUAUCUACUUUAA